AUGUCAGACAACGAAUAUGAACGUUUCGAAAUAACUGAUUAUGAUAUCGACAAUGAAUUUAAUCCGAAUAGGCCAAGAAAGAAACUUAGCAAACAGCAGCAAAUAUAUGGUAUUUGGGCCGACGAUAGUGACAAUGAGGACGUACAAGAAACAAGCGGUCGCCGAAGCCGCAAAGGUCGUUCGGGUUUCGGUGGCGUUUCGAAAGCUAAGCGGUCCAAAGAUUAUACUGCACCGGUAAAUUUUGUUGCUGGUGGAAUACAACAAUCUGGAAAGAAAAAACCAGUUGAUGAUGGCAAAGAUGAUCAUCCUAUUACCGAUGAAGAAGAUGAUCUAGAAGCUAGGCCGGGUUUUGGUAGCGGUGCUGCAAUUAUUGAUAAUGAUGAAUCUUCGGAUUCUAGUAAUGAGUCCACCGAAGAAGAGCAGAUUAAAAAUAGCAAGACAAAGCCGAUGGGUCAACCAAGCUACCGGAGUAAUGUCAAAUCUCUCGGCGCCUGGGAACAGCAUACUCGUGGUAUUGGAGCCAAGCUAUUGCUGCAAAUGGGUUACGAACCGGGGAAAGGUUUGGGUAAAGAUCUACAAGGUAUUGCUCAACCGGUGGAAGCUCAUGUGCGCAAAGGACGUGGUGCAAUAGGAGCAUAUGGUCCAGAAACCUCUGCUUCAGUAACCGGAAAAGCACAACUUGACGAAGAUAUAAGAGAUGCUAAAGAGUUCAAAGAGAAACUAAAUAAGUGGAAGAAGACAGACAGCCGUAGCGAGAAGAAUUCAAAAAAAUAUUACUAUAAGACUGUGGAAGAGGUUCUGGAGAAGGGUAAAAGAUCCAAUUUUAUGUUGGGCGAUAAAAUUAGCAAAAAGUUGGGAAACGUUCCAGUAAUCGAUAUGACUGGUCCCGAGAAGCGCGUUUUAAGUGGAUAUCAUGCUUUAAGCCAAUCUAAAGUUCAAGAAGAAGAUCUUUAUGAUCUUACUCAUGACGCUCAGAAAAAAACUAUCAAUACUUCGGGAGGCUUUGCUCUUCCAGAAUUAAUGCAUAAUUUGUCUUUAAUAGUCAAUAUGUGCGAACAAGAUAUUAUAACUUUGGACUCAGCCGAGCAUAGCGCAUCUGAGCGCUUUACCGCUUUAGAACAGGAGAGAAAGCAAUUGCUGGAAAUUGUUAGAUUGGAAGAAGACCACAUUGACACUUUAGAAAAAGCUUUAGCUCUGGUUAAUGAGCUAACCUCCGGCGAAGAUAAAUUAACCUUGCAACGUGCCGAGCAAAUAUUUAUAGAAUUGCAGCAAAAAUACGCAGCCGAAUAUAAGGAAUUCUGUUUGGACGAUUUAGCUGCGGGUGUAAUAGCCCCAUUAGUUAAAGAUGCUUUAAAAGAUUGGCAACCUUUAGAAAAUCCCACUUUGCAUGUGGAUCUAAUUAGAAAAUGGCGAGCUAUUUUGGAGACUUUCGCUGAUCCUCAGUCUUUGGCGCGUACUAAUAUAUUUGAUCCGUAUUCCUCGUUGAUCUGGGCUGGUGUAAUACCUUCAUUUCGGGCUUGUGCUGAACAUUGGCAGCCAAAAAAUCAUCAAAUAAUGGCUGCUUUACUAGAUUGUUGGGCUCCAUUGUUUCCUUCCUGGAUCUUAGACUCCGUAUUGGAGCAAUUGGUACUGCCGCGUUUGCAUGUUGGCGUAAAAUCUUGGGAUCCUUUGACUGAUACAGUACCCAUACAUAUAUGGAUUUUACCAUGGAAUUCUAUAUUAGGACAUAAAAUGGAAGAGUUUAUCUAUCCGACUAUACGCGAGAAGUUAGGUAAUGCUUUGCAAGCGUGGAUUCCGCAAGAUCGUUCAGCUCGGGCUAUGCUCACACCUUGGAAGGGUGCCUUUGAUUCGCAGGAAAUGGAGGUUUUUUUAAUGCAGCACAUAAUACCAAAGUUGCUAAUGGUUUUAAACGAUUUCAUUAUCAAUCCUCUGCAACAAGAUUUGGAACCUUGGAGUCAAGUGUGGGAAUGGCAUGAAUUAAUACCAACUGCGCAAAUGGCUCGCAUGCUAGAUAAGCACUUCUUUCCUAAAUGGAUGCAAGUUCUAGUUCUGUGGUUGAAUCAGUCCCCCGAUUAUGUGGAAAUAUCCAAUUGGUAUACGGGCUGGAAAAGUAUGCUCUCGGACGAUUUGUUAAAUGAGCCCAAUAUCAAAGAACAUUUGCGUAGAGCUUUGGAAAUUAUGCAUCGUGUUACGGAUUCAGUUAUAAAAGAUGGACCGAGUGCAGCGCCACCGCCUCCUCAACCCCCACCAACGCCGCAAGCUUUAGUUGAUUUGCAAAUGUCUGGCGCUCCUGUAGUCGAAUUUAAGGAACUAGUUUCCCGUAAAUGUUCAGAGCGUGGCAUCAUUUUCGCUCCCCUGCCCGGCAGACGGGAACUUGGCAAACAAAUCUAUCGGGUCGGUAAACUCUAUUGCUAUAUCGAUCGUAAUGUUUGCAUGCUAAGUGAUAGCAGUUUUAAAAAUUGGACUCCAACGCUCCUGCAGCCUAUGUUAGAGCGUGCGGUAACGGGAAAUUUAUAACUUAU
Glossina fuscipes is the source of this 2522-nucleotide messenger RNA. It is a transcript of the gene sip1, whose product is annotated as septin-interacting protein 1. Gene Ontology annotation, biological process: spliceosomal complex disassembly. The coding region runs from base 1 to 2517 and encodes 838 amino acids. The record is from RefSeq and is a predicted model, not a curated record. The transcript is spliced from 4 exons. Gene Ontology annotation, molecular function: nucleic acid binding. Gene Ontology annotation, cellular component: U2-type post-mRNA release spliceosomal complex. Lineage: Eukaryota; Metazoa; Arthropoda; Insecta; Diptera; Glossinidae.